ACGUUUGCAAUAACGUCAGGGCGGUAGUGUAGGUCCGGUCUUGCAAAGUUUUAAAUAAAUAGCCAUUUUUGUCAUAAAAUAUGGCUAUGAACACCGCUCCCGAUGUUACCUUGUGGGUAAAAGCCGAACCUUUCACCUACGCUUCUAUUCCUGUUGCUCCUCAUCCACGAUUAAGCUCAUCGAACAUCAAGAGAAUAUUGACGUAUGCUAAAACUAAAGGACCGGAAGGAUUUCCCAGUUUAUCGUACACAGUUUGGCGACAUAUAGCAGUAAAUAAAAUGCAGUUGACAGAGGAUUUGGCUUGGAUGUAUUUUAAAAUAUAUGAUUUAUUUAUGCAAAGGACUUCGGAGGAAAAAUUAAGUAUAGAUAAACUAUUGACUAACUGUAGAGCUGUCUCUGAGAGAACUAGCCAAAAAGAGAUGUUUUUCGUUCAUACUUAUACAUUUGUCUUGUUUCUUUACAUUCAACAAAUGCAUAAAAUAUCGUUACGAAAUUCGUUUAAUGCUAGUACGGAGGCAUGGCCAACUCGACCACGAUCCCCACCUGACUCAACAAGAAGUUCGUCACAAUCUUCAAAAGCUUUAGAUGAACAAUCACAUUUUCUCUUUGUUCAACAACAUUUGAAUGAUAUACUAGAAUUACUAGUCGAACCUGAUAGCGUUGGAGCAAAUAUUAAUGAUAAAAGACUUAGCGUAGAAGCGGUAAAAUCCCUCUCCUAUAUUUUUAUGGGAUCUUUAAAAAGGGAUAACAUAUCGUCUCCGUUUCAUACUAUUGCUCUGUAUCCCCAAAUACAAGGGAUUAGCGGUUAUUCAAAAUUAACUCAGUCUUUCUCUUUACGAAAUUUACAAUUUUGGAUAUCAAAAUCUCUAGCUAUUGGACCAUAUUCCAUUAGUUCAUUGUUAAACAAUGGACGUUUACUCAAUUGGAUAAUACCAAAGCAGACUGAAAAAAAUGAUAAACUUAAAGGUCGCAUAAUGACAAAUGCCAAUAUUGUGCCAGAUAAUCAAAUGGAAGGAAACAAAGCGAUUCUGAUUACUCACGUCAAUGGAAAAACAAUAGCAAGGUCUAGCACAACUUUAGAACAUUCAACUGUAAAAAUUCAUAGAUGUAAUCAAUCUCAGUUUUAUUUAUUGAGCCCCUUGAGAUCAUCAACUAUUGUAAAAUGUCGAAAUUCAACCAUUGUUUUGGGAGUGGUAGAUACAGUAGUUCAUGUUGAUAAAUGCGAAAGAAUAAAACUGAUAGUAGCCUGUCGCAACAUUAUGGUGUCUUCAUCCUCAAACUGUACUAUUCAUCUAAUGACAACUACAAGACCGUUAAUUCUAAGCUCAAAUGAGAACAUCUGCUUGGCACCUUAUCAUACUUAUUAUGCCACACUAGAACGUCAUUUGCUUCAAACAGGACUCCACCCCAACCAAAAAAUGUGGAAUCAGCCGCUAUGUGUUGGUCCUGAUCAUGAUCCCGAAAGACAACCUGUUUGGAAUGUUUUAAUUCCCAGAGAUUUAAACCAUUUCAAAAUUCCUUUUAUCUUUGAAAAUGUGCAAGAGCCAAUCACUAGUGCAUUGCCGUGUCCCCUUCCAACAGAAUACGCAAAAGCUUAUGAAGAAAUGCAAUCAUCGAUCACAUCAUGGAAGCGAAAAGUGAGAGAUAUGGGAUUGGAAAAUGCCGAGAGAAGGGAAUACCAAGAUUUUGUACAGCAAAGUUUUCAAUUAUGGCUCAGUGAAAGAGGUUUACAAACACAAUUAGAUCAAUUAUCUGUUAAUGAAUAA
Molecule: messenger RNA, 1766 nt
Organism: Dimorphilus gyrociliatus
Lineage: Eukaryota; Metazoa; Annelida; Polychaeta; Dinophilidae
Source: the annotation of a GenBank genome assembly